Messenger RNA from Linnemannia hyalina, 1530 nucleotides. The record is from the annotation of a GenBank genome assembly. NCBI's taxonomy places the organism in Eukaryota, Fungi, Mortierellomycota, Mortierellomycetes, Mortierellales, Mortierellaceae.
AUGUCUGAGCCAAUGGAAUCCGAUCGCAAGGAAACGAUGGUCGUCGAUGGUGAUGCUGCCGCACCAUUAGUUGCAGGAGCCGGAGCUGCCAAAACAAGCGAGGGAACUCAAGAUACAACAGCAACAACGACUUCUACUACUUCAGACCAGUCGAGCACGCCUGCCUCUCAUAGCGCCAACGACAACAAUGGCAACAGCAACCCCGAUAACCCUUUCUGGAAGCCAAGAGCGCCACCCAUGAUGGGACCUGACGGAAAGCCAUUGUCUAGGAACGCCACCAAAAAGCUUUUGAAGCAGCAGCAGUUUUUGGAACGGAGACCCCAGAUGCGCGCUCAGGAGAAGCUUAAACGGAAACAGAAGGAUCAGAUGCGUCGUGAGGCCAUUGAAGCUGGACUGAUCGCACCGCCACCAAAACGACAGAAGCUCGACCAGAUCCAGUCAGGAAUCACGAUUGGAAUUGACAUGGCAUUUGACGACUUGAUGCUUGAGAAGGAGGUGAAGUCGAUGGUGGAUCAGAUCAAGCGCUGCUACUCUCACAACAGGACGUGCGAAAAGAUUGUUCAUCUGGCGUUGACAUCGUUCACAGGACAGUCUAGAAGGGAGUUUGAUAAGCGCGCCAACGGAUUCGAGCUCUGGAAAAACUUUACGAUCCACGAGAAGAAUUUAGAGGAAGUGUGGCCUUCAGAGGAGAUCCCUGGCAGUGCUCGUAUUGAGGAAUUGAAGAAGCUUCAGGUCAUUGCUUCGGCGAAGUCUGAAGCUGCGAAGGCAAAAUCUUUGGCCGCCUCAGCAGCAGCAGCCGCAGCGGCAUCUUCAAACGCCACCAACUCAGCUUCCGGAUCGACUUUACCUAUAACUACAGACGCCACUACCGUUGCCGCCGCAGCACCAACAACAGCAUCGUCGGAAGACUAUCCUACGACAGAGGAUAUCAAGAUCCUGGAGGCAGAACGUGCGUUGAAGGAGGAGAGUCUGGCAACUACCCCAGCAGUGAAAAAGGUUGUGUACUUGAGCGCGGAUUCUCCCAACACGAUCACAGAGCUCGUCCCUGGUACUUGCUAUAUUCUUGGUGGCAUUGUCGACAAGAACCGUUUUCCUAACUUGUGUCAGAGCAAGGCUGAAAAACUCGGGAUCGAGACGGCUCAGUUGCCCAUCGGAGAGUAUAUUCAAAUGUCCAGUCGCCGUGUCCUUACCGUCAACCAAGUUUUUGAGAUUUUGCUUCAGUUUAUUGAGUGUAAGGACUGGAAGGAGGCUUUCUUGAAGGUAAUUCCUCAGCGCAAGUUGGAAGAGAAGCAGAGGAUCCGACGCGGUACUGAGGCAUGGAGGAAAAAGUACGGUCCAGAUGCCGGCACAGGACGACCCUCGAAUGGAGGCAGCGGCACCAACAGUUUGACGAGUAGUGUUGCAGGGGAUGAGAGUGAUCAUUACAGCGAGGAUGAUGAAGACGAGGACGAUAACGACAACGGUAAUGGCGAGGGCGGUCAUGAUGAUGUUGUUGUUGAGAGUAGUAAGGUCGAAGGCGCUAAGGAGUAG